AUGUCCUCGUCGACUUCCCGUCCGCCAAACGCUCAGGCCAGCGGUAGCGGCGGUGUACCCACUCCGAAGGCGCCAACGAAGCCUCCAGUUGUCCAACCAGGAACAGGAAAGAACAUCAUCAUAAACCCCAAUCAACGACUGAAUCCUGUACUUGAAUGUAUAAGGAAUGUGGGGAAGGAGUUUGGAGACAUCGUGGUGGACUUUCAGGUCGGGAAGACGACGGGAGUUCUGUUUCUCAGCCUACGAUAUCAUCGGUUGCAUCCUGAGUAUAUCCACAAGCGGAUAGAGGUGCUGGGCCAUUCGUAUAAUUUACGAAUAUUACUACUACUGUGCGACAUAACGGAACACCAAGAACACAUUCGAGAGCUCACCAAGAUAUGCAUUAUCAACAACAUCACGAUGAUUGUGGCAUGGAGCCCAGAUGAAGCAGGACAAUAUCUCGCCACGUUCAAACAAUUCGAACACAGACCUCCUGACCUCAUUCGCGAACGGGUUGAACGCGAACCGAUGGCUAUGUUACGAAAUUCGCUCACUAGCAUCAGCAAAGUGAACAAAACGGACGUUGAGACACUGCGGACUACGUUUGGUAGCUUUGCAAAUAUAUCUAGGGCAACAACAGACCAGCUCACCGACCUUCCUGGUUUUGGACCCAAGAAGAUUGCACGCAUGAAGGAAGCGUUUGACAAACCAUUCCGAAACUCUGCCACCAGCGCGCUCGACUUCCCCUCGACUUCCUCUCAGCCUAAAGCUCAGAGUAGACUGCCGCCAUCGGCAACAGACAGAUCAGGUGCGAAUAGCAGUAUUACUGCUGAGAGUCACGAUAAGGGAAAGGGCAAAGAGAAGGAGCCCAAUAGUGGCUCCAGUCAACCACCACCUCGCCCGCCCGUCGUCACACCAUCAUCAUUAGCUUCUAAAAAUGGAAGUCAAGGCUCGUCUGGCGCACGUCCACGAGAACCAUCGCCCGUAUGGGAUAUCGAGCUCGACUUGAAUUCUCCAUCCCCUUCGCCACCCCUGCCUUUGCGUGUCUCAACCCCUAUUCAGGGACCCAUCCAAGCUCAAGGGAAGAAGAGAGCUGCGAGCCCUGUGUGGGACAUAGAGUUGGACUUGAACGGAAGCGACAUCGAGAUGGAUGAGGACGAUGGAAGGGAGAAAAAGAGGAAGAAAGGAUGAGCAUGAUUUAGAAGAUCGAGGCAGACGGUCAACUCCAGGGUGUGUUCGGUUUCGAGCGGGUCAAUUAGGUCGGUCGAAGGGUUGGACUGUUUGGGUAUGUCAUGCUUUGCGUCGAGACCCUACAUAGAAGGCGGGCUAGCGCAAUCAUCAGACUCGUUUCAUGCGCCUUCGUUCAUACCAUGGGCUUUCUGUCAAACGCACCUGUCGGUACUGCUUCCAGUGGAUGCUGUGGAAGACUCACACAAUGUC
Messenger RNA from Stereum hirsutum FP-91666 SS1, 1419 nucleotides. RefSeq lists its product as uncharacterized. Gene Ontology annotation, cellular component: nucleotide-excision repair factor 1 complex; ERCC4-ERCC1 complex; nucleus. Gene Ontology annotation, molecular function: damaged DNA binding; single-stranded DNA binding. The coding region runs from base 1 to 1170 and encodes 389 amino acids. The transcript has 7 exons. NCBI's taxonomy places the organism in Eukaryota, Fungi, Basidiomycota, Agaricomycetes, Russulales, Stereaceae. The record is from RefSeq and is a predicted model, not a curated record. Gene Ontology annotation, biological process: meiotic mismatch repair; UV-damage excision repair; mitotic recombination.